UAUACAGUACAUGCUACUUGAAUAUUCCACAUGCCGUUUUAGUGGGUUAAACUGCAAAAGCGGAUACAGCGUUGUAACUGCAUUGACUCAACAACAGAAAAUAGAUCUCUUAGUCAUGUAAAAAUGACGCCCACCACCAAUCUCCGAAUCCUCGCUGUCUCCCUGCUCUCCCUCCUUACUGCCCCACUUACCACUGUUGUGGAGACCUCUCCGUCCCCCCCUCCACAGCACCUAGACCGCUCAGGGAGGCCGUUCACUGAGCAGCCCAAAAUCGACCCGAGUCCCUCUCUCCUGCUCCUCGCCAUCAAGGCCAAUAUCCGACCAGCUGCUCUCCAAGGCAGGACCAAAACCCCUGAGAAACUUCCAGAAACCUCAGAGGGAGUCCUGGAGACGCCUCCAAAACCCCUUCCUCAAGUCAUGUUCCCCAAGAAUGUGACUUCAGCUGAGGCCCUCGCACCUCCCUUAGGCGCAGCCCAGGUUGCACCGCGGAUGAUGGAUGUAUGGAUUGAUGUAUGUCGGGGUUACUAUGACGUAAUGGGACAAUUUGACAACGCUUUCAACUGCUCCAAGGACACCUUCAUCUAUUGCUGUGGAACUUGCCACUACCGCUUCUGCUGUCCAGAUCGUAGCCGGCAACUGGAUCAGGACAUGUGCAAAAACUAUGACUCUCCAGACUGGGCCAAGCCACAGACAGACGCCAUGAAUAUACCAGAGGAAUUAGGUCCUGACCCAGACUUUGAUCCACUGAAGCAGCAGAGCCACAACACAGGCUUCGUCAUCGGUGGGGUGAUUGUGUUCAUGGUGGCUGUAGCUAUUGGCAUCAAGGUGGUCUUCAACAAAGUGCAACAAGAAGCCCACCAAAGGGAUCUUAAUAUGCCCAGAGCCCUGGUUGACAUGUUGCGACACCAGUCGAGCCCGGUCCAACAGGAUGAGAGAAACAACAGCGUGGCUCUGGCUGUGGGGGACGGAACAGGGACACUAGGGAGACCUCCAAAAAAUCUUUACGCCCCAGGACUUCCCAGCAAGGACAACAGAUUGGGCAAUUUGCAACACAAUUUCAUCCACCCCUCAGGCUCCAGCCCUAAACACACCGCAACUAUCGAACGCACCCCUCGAAUGAACAAUGCUCAGCUGGCAGCUGGAGGCACCCUGCUCUCCAGUAAACACAACAACACCAAAUCCCAGCCUGCCUUCCACCACUCCCUGCACAACCUGGCUCAGCUGCCUCCCUCCUAUGAGAGUGCCACCAAGCCUGAGCUCAACAGAUACUCCUCACUCAAACGGCUUGAAAAAGGUCUUGAUGAGUACUCCUCUGGUUACUGCACCACCAAGCGCCGGCCUCACACAGCCCAGCCAGCCCUCCAGUCCUCUCAGCACCACCUCCACUGGGGUGGAGACUACACCCUCAGUGGGAGAGGAACCCUCCCCAGGCAUGCAGUCCGUCCCUGGAUCCCACCGCCACCCUCUGGCAUGCCCGCCUCACCCACUCCCAAUCCUUACCCCCUGGAUCCCCCAGAGCCCCAGUACAACCCCAACUAUGACACUCUCUCCAAGCCCGCGAGGAAAGUGAAAUCCACUGAUCAGCUGCUCAACAUGGGUGACGUCCCUGGCAACACAGGAACCCUGUCCCGGCUGUCCAAGAACCAGCAACACCAGUACUACAAAGCCAUGGCUGCCUCCAAUAAGAACUCAAACACGCAGACCCUCACCCGCAAGACCCAGGACAGGCAGGACAGGCCAGAGAGACAGGAACGGCAGGAACGGCAGGAACGGCAGGACCGGCAGGAACGGCAGGAACGGCAAGAACGGCAAGAACGGCUGCUCAUGUCCCCAGACCAUUUGGAGGACAGGAUGGGGGUCAGCGGAAUGGGGGUUGUAGACCCGUACGCCCACACAGGUGGGAUUGUCCCAACGCUGCCUCGCCAGCAGAAGGCCCAGUCCCAGCAGAAUGUCUGCGCCACGCCCUCCCUCGACCGGCACCACAUGAUCAAGAUGAACUCUCACCCCACGUCUGGACGAGAGCAGGAAAGGAACCCGGGCAUGACCGGGCACAUGAGUGGGGGCAUGGGCUGGGCGGGGGAGAUGCCCGGGGCAGGGGUAGUCAUGGGAACGGGAACACUAGGGGGCCACAGCGCCAGGAGGAUGGCUUUCGCAGCGAAAAGGCAGAACACCAUUGAGCAGUUACAUUUCAUACCGGGAGGGGGCGGUGGGGGGUCAGCAGGAAGUGGGGGAGGCAGUCAGGGAAUCAGGACGGGGAGUAAAAAUGAGGUGACGGUGUGAGGUUUGUGCCUAAUGCAGAGUUAACCCCUCAUCAAAGGUUCGGGAAUAGAUCACCCUUCUGCAUUUAACUAUUAGAUUUACAACUGCAAGUAAUACAACUAGAAUACAAGUAUAAAGUAUAGUAACAGUAUAAUGUGUUUAGGCUAUUCAAAUUAGUGUUAUCUUGUUAUUAAAUAGCUUGAAUAUGAUUACUUAUAAAAUUUAAACUCUAGGUGGGGAAUAUCUGUUCCAAUUAUGUGAUAGCCUACAUCAGCCAUAUUUUGUAAGAGAAUUUGCCAUAUUGCCAUAUACAGCGGUGCCAUUACUUGUAGAAAGACUGACUGGGAGGGUGAGACAAAACCAACAGAAGUGUCGUUCAUACUUCUGUUUUUAUAUGUUUUUCAAAAAGUACUCAGGAGCCAUAUUAGAUAGGGAAACAGACGAUUUAAAGAUUUUAAAAAAGAGGUAGAUGAAGAGGAGGACCACGUGGAAUAUUGUAUCACAGAAUUUUUGUAGAGAAUUGAGUCAACUAACCCACUGGACCGUCAACCUGCUCGGCCCUCACCAACAACGAUAUAUUAAACUGAGUCUCAUGGGCGAGCAGCAGGACAGACCAGAUGAGUCUAGAUGAAGUGAGUGCCUGGUGAGGGAUUUCGGAGGUCUGACACUCACUGCUCACUCUGCUGAGCCAACCUCACCCUGACGCAGGGAGACAGAACUGCUUCUUGUUGCUUCCUGCGUGAAUCAGCCGACAACGUGGGGGCUGUUUUAGGAGUUUGAACUCUUUGGACUGGGACACAGCAGCCUGACACUAUUGGCAGGACUCCACGCCCGAUUAAAACUGCGGACAUACCCACAUUACUAAUCUGAUGCCUGGGUUUUCCAUGUGACCUUAGAUCAAACCCCCAGAAGAAGUCUUGCGCUCUAUCACUGUUACACUACAGAAGCUGAUAUUAGAUCAUGCUAUGGGUGAGUUUUCCCUAAUGUCCCCAUCUAUAGAUCAGGACCUAACUGUAACAACAACGGGCUACCAAAUAACUGAGAGCCAUCAGUCGUAUUAUUAUUAUUAUUACAAAAAAAAAUCUUGACUUAAACCCACGAGUCAAGACGUGUUCAGUUUACUUAUAAAAAGGCAACUUGCUUUAAUGUAGGUUGUGUAUGAGAGCAAAGGGCCUUUUUACAGAGCACAAAUGAAUAGACCAUGACGCAGAGGUUGCACUUACACAACUGUCCUUCAAAGCCAUUUAUGGAGAUACAAAGAAAAAUACCACAGAGGAAGCUCGUCUGACAAUCACCAUUUUAUUAUUCUCACUAGGUGACAAAUUAUACAAGUCAGUGAUAUUUUGUACAGUCAAAGGAUUGGCUUCAGAGCGAGCCAAGAGAGAGGGCGAGCAGGGGCCUUCUACUGCGUGGCUCCAUAUGCCGAAAGAGACUCGGGUGGUUAGGAAGCCCUUCCCAUCCUCUGACGAAGACCUUGCUGUAUCAUAACGCACUUCAGCCAGUAUGAAUAAAAUAAAAAAAAACUGAAAAGAGACAAAAAAAAAACUUCAUCAAUAACAACGCUUAUCAAUACUAAGGGCUAUCCUAUCCUAUAUACUGUAGUAUGUGAUAUCUGUGGUCCAUAUAAAAUGCUAUCUCUUUCUCUUGAUUUUGUGUUGAUAUUGUCAUGAUGUAUUAAGUAUUAACGUGUACAAAAAACAAGAGCAAUUUAAGCACAGUUCAAAGAGAAACACAGAGACAAAACUUUGCACAAAUCUAUCCCCUGAUAUUUGCACCAGAUACAAACAUACUUUGUAUCGUGUCCUCAAGGUUUACAUUCUGUACAAGCACGGCUGAAGGUGUGACUGAGCAAUGGUAUUUAAUUGGCAGAGGAGAUUUUUUUUCUUUCUAAUCAACAGAAAUCACAGAGGUAAUUACGCCGAUCAAAGAGGAAUUUGUUAUUUGGGAUUUGCUUUUGUUCAGUCAUGUGAAAGGAUACAGAGACUAGAUGCUGAUAAAACAGAAACACAGAUUUUAUUCGGACAAUCUUCCUAUACACAGUGCUAAAUGUAGUUGUUAUGAAUAUGAUGGAGUGUUAUUAUUAAUAAUUAUUAUAACUGUUAUGGUUAUUAUUAACAAUUAUCUUAUGAUGUGAUGUUCUUUUACUUGGUGGGAUUUAAGUGUUUAUUGUUUUUAGAUAACUAGCAUUCUCAUGACUAGUUGGUUUUUCAUACAUCGGGUCAUAAAUUCAAGUUUUUAAAAAACAUUCCAAAUCUUGAUGCAUGCCAGCUCCAUUUCAUUGAGAGGCAUUUACAGUAUGCCUGGAUUCUAAGGUCAUCGAUGCUUACAUGGCCACUUUUUCCAGCUGUAUGUACUGUGCCUAGACAUCGGCCUUAUGACUUCUUGAUCACAAGUGAAUACUUAGGUUUCCACUCUGGUACAAAAAACAUCUAUUGAAAAAAUCUGCAGCCUUCUAUGUGUUGUUGACAGUGUUGUAACAGCCAGUGAGGGAGGGAUAGACGUGUUCGGGACGGGCCAGAAGUUAUCAACGUCACCAGACUAGACACAGUCUGCUGUCACUCGACGGCAGCAGCCUGACCCAAUAACUUGUGGGUUGCACACACUGAAACCCAUGAUGCCAUAAUGUAUGUGUGUUCGGAUGAAUGUUUAUUACACAAGUGGGGAGGAAACGGAGGUCUAAUGGAAACCCGAAUGCUUUGAGUUCAGUGUCUUUUUUCAGGGAAAUAGGACAGAUGACAUACAGUAGUAUUAGAUUUUUUUAAUAGAGCCACAAAAGGUCUGUAGCAAAGUCUGUAAAAUCUCACAAGCCAUAUCCAUCGAAACUCAUUAUCACAAUUUUAUAAAUGGUUAAUCUAAUUUGUGCAAGUAUUGUAUUUUGUAUAGCUAGUACAAUCAGAAUAUUUUGAGUGAUCUCUUCAACAUUAAUUUGAGGAUUCAACAAAUUAUGUGUUAGUAUUUAAUGAAUUGUACAGUGCCAAACUCAUAACAUUUUGUUGUCUUUCUAUUGUCACAGCCUUCUCCAUGGCAACAGGGGUAUUUCUUUUUCACAACUGAGAACUAAUACACAGGAAAGUAUGCUGAAAAGCCAGUUUUCAGAGAGAAAUGAAUGAAUAUGGUGUGUGUUCUAGCCAUUAUGAAUUCAUUUAGCAUGAGGAUGAUUAAUGGCCACCUGAAAUGUAAAAAACAUUACCAACAGUAAAUUGUAUGGACAGGGAUCGCAUCCAGUGAUGAAACUCAUGGAUUUAUUUUCAUGCCUAUAAAUUUUAAAACAACCCUUUUGUUAUUGUUCAAUGCAUUGAUCCCCUUGGAUACGACAGUGACUUACAAAUAAUUUGUAUAAUAAAGUUGGUGG
Molecule: messenger RNA, 5611 nt
Organism: Scomber japonicus (chub mackerel)
Lineage: Eukaryota; Metazoa; Chordata; Actinopteri; Scombriformes; Scombridae
Gene: shisa7a
Exons: 5
Coding region: 124-2280 (718 amino acids)
Biological process (GO): regulation of AMPA receptor activity; regulation of short-term neuronal synaptic plasticity
Cellular component (GO): postsynaptic membrane; postsynaptic density; AMPA glutamate receptor complex
Source: RefSeq, a predicted model, not a curated record